AGGGCUAAAGGCCAACUCACCGUCGGUCUUGUUUGAUACUAGCAUCAACUAGCUUUCAUCCGCAUCCAACAGCUCUUCAGCAUGAGCAGAGCGGAUAGCAGCCUGUUACUUGCAGGGGAGGAGGAGCAGGGCCAGGGCAAGUACACCGACAUCGAUGAAGCGACCCCUUCCAAGAAGCCGCCGCUGUCGACCCUCAGGCUCAUCUGUCUUAACAUGCACGCUUUCAACUAUGGCUUGUUCUAUGCUUCGGUCGGCGUGCUCCUGCUCCCGGAGGAGGCCCUGCACAUGUUCAACGAGUCGCACGCGAUCUUCCUAGCUGUCAUGUUGGUCAUAGCCGGGGUCAGCCAGCUGAUCUCACCUGCAGCGGGGUAUUGGUCUGAUAGGUUGAUCUCUAGAAUGGGUCGUAGGAUGCCCUUCAUCUUGGGGGGGAACUUGGUCUUGUUCUUGUCUCUGGGGUGUAUGUAUCUAGCAAGGACGUACUUGUACGGUUACACUUACCUGCUUCUUCUCUUCGUGGCAGUCUUGGCUCUCAAUGUUGCCUACACUGGCUUCACUGGGCUUGUGUCAGAUGUUGUCGACAUGUCACAGAUGGGAUACGCGUCGGGAAUCAUGGGGGGGUUGACGGCAGCAGGGGCAGUGCUGGGACUGGUCAGUCUGGGCUUCUGGAUCCCGCUGGACAUGGCGUACGGACUGUACGCCAUUGCAGUGGUCGCAACGACGCCCUUCACUUGGCUGUCUGUUCGAGACGCUCCGCUGCCCUUCGACAAGCAGAAACCUUACCUCUUCUCGGAGCUGCUCAAGAGCUACUGGAUCUCCCCGACGACCCACGGGGAUUUCUUCUGGGUGUUCGUCUCGCGUACUUUCUACUACAUGGGUGUUUCCAUUCAGAUAUACAUCUUGUACUACCUCAAGGAUACCAUGAAAGACCCUGAGAUCAGCGGCAAUGCACAGAAAUACACUGCGAUCCUAUGCAUUCUGUCCCAGAGCGCGUCAGGAAUCGUCGCUGCGGUCUCCGGCAAGUUCUCAGACGGGAUGGGCAGGAAACCUCUAAUCUACUUCUCCUGCCUCAUCAUGGCCUUGGUGUACAUCGGUUACUGCUUCAUCGAUGACUACCAGUGGGUCAUCGCUCUUGGCCUCUGCUACGGAGCCAGUAAUGGGGUCUAUUUGGCGGUAGACUAUGCCCUGGCUGUCGAGUGUCUGCCACAGAAGGAAGACCAUGCUCGCGAUCUUGCGAUGUGGGGCAUUGCCGCCUUCUUGGGCACAAUGUUCGGUCCCUGCGUUACUGGCCCCAUGCUGACCAUCAUCGGUGGCCAAGGGACAAGCCAUUAUGCAUUCCGUGGCUACGUCGCUGUCAUGAUGACUGGAGUGGUGUACUGUGCUUUCUGCGGAGGUUUCAUCUACCGCGUGCGGAAGGGAGAACCGACGUAUCAUUUUUCAGAGAGCGAAAAUGUUUAGAUAGAUAGUUGCGAAGGUAAUGAAUUACCUUGUGAAUCGGACGGAAAUUCGAAAGUAAUCUCACCUUUAUUAUCAAGAUGCAAACAAACACAAUCUGCCAAAGCUUGCUAACUGGACGAAUGAACGAACCAGUCAUCAGACUGCUCAUUAUUUCUUGUGCAAUUCACUAGUGCUAGAAAUCUGAUGGUUCUAAUCUCAAGAUCCUAAAAACCAAAAUGUCAGGAAACAAAGCUCUCAAAGAUUGUGCAUUUUUCUUGUCCGCAGCUUCCAUACCCCCUCACAGUAAGGUGUGCCGAUUCCUAUACUUCGCAGAGAAUAUUGCGGUUAUGAUACCAAAUAAUAUCUUUGCAACCAAUUGAAAAUCAUUCAGCUCACAUACGAGAAUGGGUUGCCCUUGAUCUGGCGCGAAAUGUAAUCUUGAUUGAAUCGCGUGAAAGAAUGGAACUGUUCUGCGAGCUUGAAGUUCAAGAUCUUGUUGUAUUCUUCCCUCAGUGCUGUUUCCCUCUGCUGUACCACUUUGCUCACAAUGCUUGUAAGCUCCUCGUGCGUAUAAAGCUUCUCAGAUGGUCUAUCCGUAUUCACCACGGGCUGUUCGCCUUCGUUCAUGUUCUUCUUUGACUGCUGAAUGUGCUUCCGAACAUAUCCAUCGAUUUCUUCUGAUUCUAUCGGCCUCGUCGCUGGAAAAGGAUUCUCCCUCACACCAACCCCGAUCGGUACACCAGCCUGCGCAGCUUUCGUUGCCAUCAUCUCCGCAUACCUCUGUCUUUUGGAGAUCUGCAAAAGAUCCAUUGAGGAAGAAUCUGUGCCAAGGUGCGCCGACAUGGAGCACGUGGUCGGUAGCGCAUCACUGAGCGUUUCCAGAUCCAAAGGUCGCUUCAUUCCAAUCAUCGUCAUUCUUGGGAUUUUGGAUUUGUCUGUGUCGAUGUUAAAUAAGCUUUGAUAUCCCGUGGAGUUUUUCCAAUCAGUCAAGAUGAGAAACAAUCUGAGCUUAUCCUGCCCAAAAGCGUUAGUCAGAUGAUAAGGUAAUUUCCCCAAAUGUUUGGACCAUCAAAGUUGUAAAGGAAUCUUCCGAUUCAUACUUUCAUUUCAAGCCACCAAUACCCUAGCUUUCUGCUCUCAGUUCCUCGUGAAACCUAUGCAGGCCAACACAGAGACCAAUCGACAAGAAAUAUGAACAUACGCUGUAAGAUUGGUUAUAUUUGAUAUGCUAUCGAGGACUACGCAUGUACGAAUAUAUCAAAUUCCUUUGAACGAACAGAAACAACUUCCUCCAUUUGAUCUUCGUGUUCAAGAAUUCAACAACCAAAUGUAUCAUCGAAAGGUAGACAAGUCUUGCUCACAACAUAAAAAUUCCAAAGGACUGAAUGGACCUUCCUCAUAAUGAACUAGCCAUCAAACCCCCAUUCUGCCCUAAACGAGACCGCUUACACUAAACCAGAAACUAUGCUGAUCGCCUAUCAUAAAUCAUGUACAAACCUUUCAAAGAACAAGCUCUUGGCUAAAGUAGAUGCAUCAGAACUAUUACAAACACUGAUUCUACUCCUCUCGCGUCCCUUCCCCCCGUCCACUCCUCAACCAUGGCCUUGCUUCACUGCACUUCGAGCAGAGGAGCGGCGAUGGCGGU
Messenger RNA from Guillardia theta CCMP2712, 3079 nucleotides. RefSeq lists its product as hypothetical. Gene Ontology annotation, biological process: transmembrane transport. The record is from RefSeq and is a predicted model, not a curated record. The transcript has a single exon. NCBI's taxonomy places the organism in Eukaryota, Cryptophyceae, Pyrenomonadales, Geminigeraceae. The coding region runs from base 82 to 1455 and encodes 457 amino acids. Gene Ontology annotation, cellular component: membrane. Gene Ontology annotation, molecular function: transmembrane transporter activity.